AUGAAGCAGAACAAUGCUCGGAUGCUAAGGCAGGGUGCCACUGACUUUCUGGCUUACUAUGGCUUUGCUUGUGCCAGACAGGAUUCUAUGCCUCUCACUGCUAUCAAGAGGCAUCUUGACAAAGGAAUGCUGGACUUUAAUGGAGACAGGCUGGAUCUCAGAGACUUGCAACCUGUUCUCAGCUCUAUCUCUAUCAAUCAACACUUGAACCACAUUGCAAUACGAAGCACUCAUCUUGGUUCUGAAAAUGCAGAUAAAAGGUACUAUAGGCCUACCUCUAGGAGGGAAAUCCCAUUCAUUUGCUCCAAGGAUAUGACACUUGAGCUGUGCAAGGCCCUAAGAGAGUGUCUGACUAUCUCCUCCAACCUAAAGACUCUGCAACUUAAUGGACUUCCACUGAAUAAGAGGGACCUCAUCACACUGAAAAAGGGUUUGGAAAAAAGUAUGUCCCUGGAACACCUUUCUCUGGCCAAUUGCCCAAUCUCGGACGAGGGUUUGGAGGUCAUUUGUAAAAUUGUGAAGCAUUCUCCAAACAUCAAGAGAGUAGAUUUUUCAGGGUGCAAUCUCACUUGGAGAGGAGCAGAGCACAUCGCCAGCAUCAUCAAGUAUCAGGGUGCGCAGAGGCAGGGUAUCGCGUGGGCGGAGUCUCUCAGAUAUCGUCAUCCACACUUGGAAGAAAUGGGAGGUCUUCGCCGCGUCACUCUAAACGGUAACUCUUUGAUCGGGGACUGUGGUGCCGCUGCUAUUGGGCAUGAACUGGCAGAGGAUUUCUGGAUGAAAGCGGUGGACCUACAGAGAUGCGGUCUGUCCAAUGAAGGAGCUCACCAUUUGCUGGAAGCUGUGAAAACCAAUUCUGUUCUGUGUGUACUGGAUAUUCACAGUAACCCCUUGGUCGACAAGGGCCUAAUUAAAGCGAUAACAGAGAAAGUAAAGAGGAACAGAAAUUCCGGUGGACAGUCUCUGCAGUAUCAUUGGAUCAAGCCUGCAGCCACUGAGCCACAGAGAGUUCCAGGUCCAAGGAAGCAACCAGUGCCCAGAAGAAUCAGGACAGGCAUGUACACAUUUUACGUGUUUCUCUCAACUACUAAAGCUCCACCUCAUGUAACGAAACAUCGGCAGAAACCCGCAGUUCAAGUGUUGCUCCGGUACGGAAGCCUCCUCCACGCUCCCAACACGUUCCUCGGCAUGCUGCGGCACGAGCUGGACGCCGGAGGAACUGUGGCAAAACAAAGCUUUAACGGUGCAACUACUGACAAGAUUGCUGGAGAAAAGGAAGAGAAAAGAUUAAAAGUAUAUGUCCAGGACCAGGAAGGGGUCAGUGGACGACAGUUUGACCGUUUGCAGAUGGAGCUGAGUGAGUGUCGUCUGAGGCUGGCAAAGGAGAGCACAGCCAGACUGAGAGCUGAGUCAAGGCUCAAGGAGUAUGAGAUAGAGAACGCAUGUCUUCCUGAUGCUAAACACUCCAUGCCAGAGGCGUUUGCAGCCGCUGGCUCCAGAUCAGCACCGCGUACUGUCAGUGUUCUUGAGGAUGAGGCUUUACUUGAGACUAUAGAGAAAUCAUUUGUCAAGUUCCAUGCCUUCCUGGAUCUCCUCAGGGAUGCUGGCCUAGGUAAGCUUGCUGCAAUGGCUGGACUGGACGCUUCAGAUUUCCAUCUUCUGGGAAAACCUCAGCUGUCCACUACAACUGGAACGUAUUUGGAUGUUCGGAAUGCUAUGACACAGACGGUUGCUUUUCAUUCUUUGGUAAAUAGUGCUCCUCCUACUCUCCCUGAUGGCCAAAGAGAAACAGCCACACCCAGAUCUCCAUCCUCCAUCAGGAAGCACUUCUUUGAAGACAUUCAACAAGAUGUGACCAUUAGUAAGGCCUCUGAUCCUGCAUUACAAUCUGGUAUGGAUGGAGAAGGACCAGAUCAGUAUUACAAGCCUUAUUUUUGGCACGAUGUGGGUCCCGAGCACAGCGUCUAUAGCAAAAAAUCAGUCGAUGAGGUUUUGUUUGGUGAAUCGCAUCAGAUUCAACAAAGCGGAAGCAGUAGCACAAGUUCACACCUGAGCGACCUCCUUCACAGAAGUCCUGAUUCCCAGAGCAAUGGUUCUCAUGGUAGAUCCUCUGUGCGAUCGAACAUUACGUGUGUGUCUGUGGGAUCAGAUGGGUGA
Messenger RNA from Solea senegalensis (Senegalese sole), 2154 nucleotides. RefSeq names its product centrosomal protein of 78 kDa-like. The coding region runs from base 1 to 2154 and encodes 717 amino acids. NCBI's taxonomy places the organism in Eukaryota, Metazoa, Chordata, Actinopteri, Pleuronectiformes, Soleidae. The transcript has 15 exons. Gene Ontology annotation, molecular function: protein binding. The record is from RefSeq and is a predicted model, not a curated record. Gene Ontology annotation, cellular component: centrosome.